This is a messenger RNA of Bipolaris victoriae FI3, 1272 nucleotides long. RefSeq lists its product as hypothetical. The transcript has a single exon. The record is from RefSeq and is a predicted model, not a curated record. Lineage: Eukaryota; Fungi; Ascomycota; Dothideomycetes; Pleosporales; Pleosporaceae. Bases 1 to 1272 code for a protein of 423 amino acids.
AUGGUCAGCUUCAAGAAGAUCAUGGAUUCCUCAACAAAAAAUGACAGCAAUAUCAAGCAAAACACGCCAAACACCAAGUGGGCAGAUGAAGGCGACAAUGCGACAAGAAAACAAGCAAAUCACGAAACUCGUGAGAGGCAGAUUACAAACUCAUCACUCAACUAUGGUAAUCAAGAGGGAUUUUAUUUCCAUAAUCUAGAAACUCUUACUCCCGCUAUGGAGAAGCGACAAGGUAGAAGUGAGAAGGAAAAAGCCUGGGACAGUUCUAUGCCACGGUAUUACUCUGUAAAGAACAUAUAUAACUCUGGGCCAGAAGGCGAAAACCAACCAGCAUGGGCAACAUGGAAAAUGCAUGAACAAGAGCAUAGGGAAUAUACCCUUUAUCGGCUAACUGAUCAGGACGUAUCGAGCCUGUAUCCAGUAUCUCCGGCAUCUGAUCAUCCACUACGUUCACAUCGGCAUGCAGUAGUUUUUCCGGUAUCCCUACCAGGAACAGCUCAUAAACAGCAUGAGGAAAAUGAAAAUGAAAAUGAAACCAUGAACACGCGUACAAGAAGAGACUCUGGGGUUGUACAUUCCUACGCGGGAUUACCAAUAUCCAUUGAAAAAGCUAUUAAUACGAACAAGCCACUACCUCCAGUACCACGUAUUAAACCAGCAUCAAGGCCGGGUCCGAAGGCAGGUCUUCCUUCUUCACCUCGCCCCAUCACAUGCCCCCAGAAUAUCAAGACUUUGUCCAAGAAACUCAAGUCCAAGACUGACCAGAGUUCUCCGCGGUGGAAGGGGCUUCACUUGACAGUUCCCCAAGUAACCCUCAAAUCCAAGAUUUCAUUCCCAGGCCUACUCACAGCUUCCAAAAGUGGCUCAAUUAAAAAUAUUGCUGUAGAAUGCGACGGCAUUAGCAGCUCUGCAAAUGUUGUCUCCCUCCCAAUCAAGCACAUCGACGCCCUUCUAGGCCCAUAUCCAUCUGAAACCACAUCCAGUGCAAAGCCCAAUGUAGAGAAAACACUCUCAUUACCUUUGCACGUUCCAGCGACCAACGCCGCGGAUAUGAAGGCAAAAGGAAAACCCGCGGCGGUACGUGACCAUGCACCCCCAAUACACUGGCGAGAUGCUUUUGUCGAAUCUGCAUUUGAAGCUAGUGAGUUUAUUAAGCAGAGUGCGAGGGAGAAGCUCGAUGGAGUUAUGCGUGUAAGUCGACGAAGAAAGAGCUCGGAUGCUAGCUUUAUGUGUCAGGGUGUAGGGAAUGAAGGGCUUGAUACGUGGAGCUAG